Bipolaris oryzae ATCC 44560 is the source of this 1980-nucleotide messenger RNA. RefSeq lists its product as uncharacterized. Lineage: Eukaryota; Fungi; Ascomycota; Dothideomycetes; Pleosporales; Pleosporaceae. The record is from RefSeq and is a predicted model, not a curated record. Bases 1 to 1980 code for a protein of 659 amino acids. Gene Ontology annotation, cellular component: CORVET complex; fungal-type vacuole. The transcript is spliced from 4 exons. Gene Ontology annotation, biological process: vesicle-mediated transport; intracellular protein transport.
AUGGCGCCCAUAACACCUUUCAAUGCGGCGGAUAUAACUGAAAAAGCGCGGCGAGAGCUGCUUCUUCUGCUCGAAGGUAUACGAGGAAAGAAGAACCUCGUGCUUGAGAAGACGCUUGCCGGCCCGCUGAAUCUCCUUGUCAAGUUCUCGACGCUGCAAGAAUAUGGCGUUGACAAGCCCUUUUUCCUGGAGAACGACAACGUCGACUCCUCACAGCGCAACAUUGUCUUCCUCGUUAGAGGCGAAAAGGCAAAGACUGUGAUGGCUGUUGCUGAUCAGAUAAAACGUAUUCGACGCGACAGCGAAAUUGAACAUGAAUUCUCCAUCUUCUGGGUUCCCCGCCGCACUUUGACGUCCGAUCAACUACUUGAAGAAGCAGGUGUCCUGGGUGAAGCUAGUGUGAGCGAGUGGCCAUUGUUUUUCGUGCCUCUUGCAGAUGAUGUCUUGUCGCUUGAGCUGGAAGAUGCCGUGUCGGAUCUGUACCUUAGAAAAGACCCGACAGCCAUCUAUUUGUCAGCCAAGGCACUAAUGCUCCAACAACAAAAGUAUGGACUCUUUCCACGAAUCAUUGGUAAAGGUGACAACGGAAAGCGCCUUGCGGACCUGCUCAUUCGUAUGCGCACAGAGGUUGCGGCAAGCGAGACGUCUGCGGGCGGAGGGCCGUCGUUUUUGGGAUUGACACCUAGCUCCAACAUAGACAGCCUCAUCAUUAUUGAUCGAGAAGUUGACUUUCCUACCGUGCUACUUACUCAGCUCACAUACGAGGGCCUCAUUGAUGAGGUCUUCAACAUAUCUGCCAAUCAAACGGAAGUUGAUUCUUCGGUCAUUGGCGGUGUCACGCCUCAGCAAGGUCAGACGGGUUCGGCAUCUACCAGCAUGAAGCGUAAGGUCAUGAUUGAUGCCAAAGACACAUUGUACGCAGAUCUUGGUGAUGCCAACUUUGCCAUCGUAGGCAAUCUCCUCAACCAGGCAGCUCGGCGGCUCCAGAGUAGCACUGGGCGCGACCAGCUUGCCACGAAGACGACUUCAGAGUUGCGGGACUUUGUCGCAAAGCUUCCUGGUUACCAGGCCGAGCAAGCCAGUCUAAAACUACAUACUAGUCUUGCAGAGGAGAUCAUCAAGUUUACACGUACCGACAUCUUUACACGAAGUCUAGAAGUGCAGCAAAACAUCAUGUCGGGCGCAGACCCCACAACACAACAUGAUACUAUUACCGAGCUCAUCAACCGCGACGUACCUUUGCCUGCCAUUCUGCGCCUACUGUGCUUGGAGAGUACAACAAACGCGGGUAUUCGUCCGAAGGAUCUCGAAAACUUCAAACGCGCCAUCAUCCAAGCCUACGGGCCACAGCACAUGCUCACCCUCGCUUCUCUCGAGAAGAUGGGUCUACUCGCCCCACGAGGAGGCGUGAGUCUCGGCGGCGUAGGCGCACCGGCAAAACCGGGCAGUGUAACCAACUACACGCCCUUGAGAAAGAGUCUCAAAAUCUGGGACGACGAUGUAAACGAGGCGAAUCCAAACGACAUCUCAUACACCUUCUCGGGUUACGCACCCCUAAGUGUCCGUCUGAUCCAAUCAAUCAUUCAGAAACACACCCUAGCAAAUGCCAUCAAGCCCUCGACCGACCCUCGGGCGUCUGCUCAAGCAAAUCCCCUCGCCCAGGGCCUUCGGAUCUUCGAUGAUGCGACAAAAUACAUCCGCGGCGCCACGUUCGAUGAGGCGCAAAAGGGCGAGGAAAAAGCCGUCAAAGCCAGACAGCUACUUAAUGGUACCCAAGCCGAGAAAAACAAGACUGUAGCUGUGUUCUUCCUCGGUGGUGUGACCAGAGCGGAGAUUGCGGCGUUGAGGUUCAUCGGGAAUAAGUUGAAGGAAUCUGGGGGUGAGGGGAGGGGCAGUCGGAUUGUCGUUUGUGCGACCAACAUCAUUAGGGGAGAGGAGUUGGUAGGGAGUGCGGUUGAGAAGAGGAGGUUCAAGGCGUAA